Molecule: messenger RNA, 1104 nt
Organism: Adineta ricciae
Lineage: Eukaryota; Metazoa; Rotifera; Eurotatoria; Adinetida; Adinetidae
Source: the annotation of a GenBank genome assembly
AUGGUAUCGUUUGCAACACCCUUACAACUUGGACCUCUGCUUUUAAAAAACCGUGUGAUUAUGUCAUCGUUAACUCGUGACAGAAAUCGUGUUCCCGGUCCUCUUCAGGUCGAAUACUAUACUCAACGAACUGGCGCCGGUCUCAUUCUCACCGAAGGUACUCUCAUCGAACCACUCGGCGCAGAAUGGUCCAAUGCACCUGGUAUCUAUUCUGAUGAACAAGUAGCUGGCUGGAAGAAAGUGGUGGAUAGUGUUCAUAAUCACAAUGGUCGAAUCUUUCUUCAGCUGUGGCAUAUCGGACGCGUGGCUCAUCCACUUCUGCAAGACGGUCGGCCGAAUGUUGCUCCAUCAGCAAUCGCUGCUAAGGGUGGAAAGUUUCGACAACUGGAAGGUACUCCUGGUUUUGUAACACCAGUUGCUAUUGAAGAUCCUGAACAUUAUGUUGCAUUAUACAAACGAGCAGCUGAGCGUGCAAAAGAAGCUGGAUUUGAUGGUGUUGAUUUGCAUAAUGCCAACGGUUACUUGCCACAUCAGUUCAUAGAUAAUACAUCAAAUCAACGGACUGAUCAGUGGGGUGGUUCAGCCGAGAAUCGAUGUCGAUUUACCUUACGUAUUAUUGAUGAGAUUUCAAAAGUUUUUGGAAAUGAUCGCGUUGGCAUCAAGUUAUCACCGAGUGGUGGUUAUAAUGAUAUGGGGAUGACGGAAAAGGAUACUAUCGAAACAUUUGAUUAUCUCAUCAAAGAACUCGUUGCUCGUCGUAUUGCUUACAUUCAAAUAACACGUUAUUGGCCUGAACGUGAUCCAAUGAAGCGUGGCACUGCUGUUGAUAUAUUUCGAUGGAGAAAUGUGAUCAAUGGUGAACACACGAAGUUUUUUGCUAACGCAGAAUUUAAUGCUGAAGAUGGUACAAAAGUGUUAAAAGAAGGUUUAGCUGAUGCCAUCGUAUUUGGAAGACUUUACAUUGCAAAUCCAGAUUUGGCUCAACGCUUAAUCAACAAAGACGAAUUGAAUUCGAAUUUCAAUCCGAAAACGUUCUAUGGCGGUAGUGCAGUAGGAUAUACUGAUUAUCCAACAUAUGAACAACAACACAGCACAAUAAUAUGA